Tinamus guttatus (white-throated tinamou) is the source of this 716-nucleotide messenger RNA. The record is from RefSeq and is a predicted model, not a curated record. NCBI's taxonomy places the organism in Eukaryota, Metazoa, Chordata, Aves, Tinamiformes, Tinamidae.
AUCAUCCUUUGGGAUCACAUCUACAGCCCUUGGUUUUGGGUCUUCUGCAGAACACGCUGCUUUAGGAAUUGCCAACACUUGUGUCAAGAGAUCUCGAGAAAAACAAAAUGAGGAUAGGUCGGACUUGGAGAAACCAAAUGGAAAAAUGGAAACCAAAUUUGGGCAAAUGGAGAAACCUGGUAAAAUGACCAGUCCUAGGAGAUCAAUAACACGAUCUUACUAUCGCAAUUCUGUGGGCGGCUUGCUGGUGUUUGACAUCACAAAUCGGAGAUCUUUUGAACAUGUGAAAGACUGGCUAGAAGAAGCAAAAAUGCAUGUGCAGCCCUUUCAGAUCGUGUUUCUGUUAGUAGGACAUAAAUGCGACUUAGUAUCACAGCGGGAGGUUACAAGAGAAGAGGCUGAAAAACUGUCCUCUGACUGUGGUAUGAAAUACAUUGAAACUUCAGCAAAAGAUGCCACAAAUGUCGAAGAGUCCUUUACAAUCCUUACCCGAGACAUCUAUGAACUUGUGAAAAAAGGAGAAAUCACAAUCCAAGAUGGAUGGGAAGGUGUUAAGAGCGGGUUCGUUCCAAACGUGGUCCAUUCAUCAGAGGAAGCUGUAAAGCCCAGAAGACAGUGCAGCUGUUAAACCUGCAGCACGCCAAAGAGCACGUCAGAUGUUCCGAAAAUUAUGCCAAUCUAAUUAACAGAAAAAUCAUUUUGAAACAAUAUCAGAU